UCACCAAAGGCUGACCUUACCCCAACAGAGGACAUGGCCUUGGAGCUAAAUAAAGGCAGGCCCGUCUUAGAGGGGAUCCCUGGGGGGAAAGAGACGAGCAUAGGUUCCUCCCAAGAUGCCACCCGCUUCAUUCAAGUGUCUGGCAGCACUGUGUUCCUGUUAGAGCCACCAGCACAAGCACCAGACGAUGCUGAUCCAGGUGAAGGCCCCAGUGCAGCAGCAACAGCACAUGAUGGAGACGAUGAUGAUGAUGAGGAGGAGACCAUCUCUCUGGAUUCCAGAAGGCAUGAGGACCCAGAUGCUAUACAGUGGGAAAACCAGCCUGGCAACAUAAGCUCACAAGCUAUCAGAAAGUUGUAUGGCAACCACCUCCGGCGCCAAAUAGAACUGGCAGACAUAGACAUUCAGUACAAGAAGAAAAAGAUGGAAAAUCUUGCACUGGAGUCUGAAAUAAAAAAGAGGACAAUUAGGAAACUGGACCUUGAAAUAAAAAACCUUGAGAGGGAGCUCCAAGAAGAUGACACAGCUCAAAAUAAAAACGAGGUAUAUUCUCGUAAAGUCAAGUGAGCCAUGACAUAUGAGCUCUUAUUGUGAGCACACAGGACGGUGGCAUCUUUCUAAGGUUUUUUUUAUUUUCCCAGCAAUCAGUACAACCAAGUCAUCGUUAUAAGGCAUCGCCCUCUUUUGCCCACCCCCCCAGCACCAGGUGUGGCCACUAGCCUAUAUGAAGGCCCAAAAUUGUGUGUUCCUUUCUGCUCUGACAAUGGCAUGCCCAUUCGUGCGAGAUGUGGUGGAUGAAGAAGCACUUGUGCUGAGGAGAGCCUUCAGGCGAGAAAGGGUCUUCAGGGACCGGUUGGACCCACUGGCCUUCCCUGACGACCAUCUAUAUGAAAGAUACAGGUUUUCUGCAGAUGGCAUCAGGUAUCUAUGCAGACUACUGGGUCCCAGGAUUAAGCACCGCACUGCACGGAGCCAUGCACUGAGUGUGGAGCAAAUGGUUUGUGUGGCCUUGCGCUUUUUUGCUAGUGGAGCCUUCCUGUACUCAGUGGGGGAUGCAGAACAGCUGAACAAGGCCACAAUUUGCCGCACAAUAAGGAGUGUGUGUCUGGCUAUCAAAGCAUUAGCAGAUGUCUUCAUCUCCUUCCCUGGCCACAGAAGACUCUGUGACAUCAAAGAGGAGUUCUAUAGGUUUGCAGAUGGUCUGCAAUGCUGACUGUGUGAUCAGCAAUGUUGUGGCAAAAUGGCCUGGCUCAGUCCAUGACUCCAGAAUCUUUCGGGCCUCUGA
Messenger RNA from Oncorhynchus gorbuscha (pink salmon), 1285 nucleotides. RefSeq names its product putative nuclease HARBI1. NCBI's taxonomy places the organism in Eukaryota, Metazoa, Chordata, Actinopteri, Salmoniformes, Salmonidae. The transcript is spliced from 7 exons. The record is from RefSeq and is a predicted model, not a curated record. The coding region runs from base 34 to 567 and encodes 177 amino acids.